Molecule: messenger RNA, 6067 nt
Organism: Hypanus sabinus (Atlantic stingray)
Lineage: Eukaryota; Metazoa; Chordata; Chondrichthyes; Myliobatiformes; Dasyatidae
Product: zinc finger protein 239-like
Exons: 2
Coding region: 720-1520 (266 amino acids)
Biological process (GO): central nervous system development; regulation of transcription by RNA polymerase II
Cellular component (GO): nucleus
Molecular function (GO): RNA polymerase II cis-regulatory region sequence-specific DNA binding; DNA-binding transcription factor activity, RNA polymerase II-specific
Source: RefSeq, a predicted model, not a curated record
CGCAGGAUUACGGUCGUCUCCGAUAACUACGCAUGCGCGUAGUAUACAAAAUGUCGGGAGGAGCGGAAAGGUUAAAAAUGGGAAGGAAUUUGGCUCCAGGAAGCUCAAACAUGGCACGCCAGUUUUGUUGUCUCUGUCUAGAUAUUUAAGAAGUGGAGCAAGGGAUUCACUCGACCAUCCUUCCUGCUCAGACUGUGGGGAGGGAUUCAUUUGGUCAUUUGACAAAAUUGCAAGCCAGUCAUUUUACACAGGAGAAAGGCCGUUCACCUGCUCAGACAGUGGGAAUGGAUUCACUCAGUCAUUUCAACUGAAGGUAUAUCAGCAAGUUCACACUGGGCAAGGCCAUUCAUCUGUUCUGUGUGUGAGAAAGGAUUCUGCCGGGCAUCCCACCUGUGGACAAACCAGUCAGAUCACACUGGGCAGAGGCUGGUCAUCUGCUGAAUUUCGGGGAAGGGAUUCUCUGGGUCAUCUGACCUAAUGGCACACCAGUCAGUUCACACUGGAGAGUGGCCAUUCACCUGCUCAGACAGUGGGAAUGGAUUCACUCGGUUAUCUCAACUGAAGGUACAUGAGCAGGUUCACACUGGGCAAGGCCAUUCUGUUUGUGGGAAAUGAUUCUGUUGGUCAUCCCACCUGUGGGUACAUCAGUUAGAUCACACUGGGCACAGGCUGUCAUCUGCUGAAUUUCGGGGAAGGGUUUCUCUCGGUUAUCUGAUCUAAUGGCUCACCAGCGACUUCACACCAGGGGGCGGCCGUUCACCUGUAUAGUCUGUGGGAACGGAUUCACUCAGUCAUCCCACCUACUGAGCCAUCAGCGAGUUCACACUGGGGAGAAGCCGUUCACAUGCUCAGUCUGUGGGAAGAGAUUCACUUGGUCAUCCCAACUACUGGCACACCAGUUUGUUCACACUGGAGAGAAGCCGUUCACCUGCUCAGAAUGUGGGAAGGGAUUCACACUGUCAUCCCGCCUACUGAUCCAUCAGCGAGUUCACACUGGGGAGAAGCCGUUCACCUGCUCUGUCUGUGGGAAGAGAUUCACUGCAUCAUCCAACCUACUGGUACAUCAGCGAGAUCACACUGGGGAGAGGCCAUUCAUCUGCUCCGUCUGUGGGAGGGGAUUCACUCAGUCAUUCAGACUACAGAGUCAUCAGAGAGAUCACACUGGGGAGAAGCCGUUCACCUGCUUAGUCUGUGGGAAGAGAUUCACUGAGUCAACCAGCCUACAGAGUCACCAGCGAGUUCACACUGGGGAGAAGCCGUUCACCUGCUCAGUCUGUGGGAAGAGAUUCACUGAGUCAUCCAGCCUACAGAGUCACCAGCGAGUUCACACUGGGGAGAAGCCUUUCACCUGCUCAGACUGCAGGAAGAGAUUCAUUGAUUCAUCCAACCUACAGAGACAUCAGCGAGUUCACACUGGGGAGAAGCCAUUCACCUGCUCAGUCUGUGGGAAAGGUUUCACUCAGUCAUCCCAACUACUGGCACACCAGUCAGAUCACAACAGGGUGUGGCCAUUGUUAUGAAUCCCUAUGUUUCGUUUACUGUGGACUGUCAUUUUAAGAGAGAAAGUGUGAGAUUAAGAAAUCAAAUCAGUCUGACUUGCAGCGUGUUUAGUUUUAAUCGAGGACACGGACGCUCAGAGUCAGAUGGAGACAGAGGAAAAAUGGAAGGAUUGAAACCAGGGAGUUGGUGGCCAAGGGUCAUUUUUCAGAAAUUUCCUAUACCCGCAAGGGUGGGUUAAUUAUCAAUUCACCGUACAUGGAAUGUGUGGUUGUCACCUCGUUUGAUCCAUAGGUUUGGAUCGGAUUUGGCGUAUCCUGUGGAGACCACUUAUGUGUUACCCUUUCCUGGGUGACGACGAUAUCACUGUGAGAAUUCGCUUUCGGUGAUAAUUCGUAUGUGGAUUUGGAACGACGGAUAAAUUCUACAGCAACUGAUCUCUCAUUUUACCACCGUGGAACCUGUGGAAUUCGACAGAAUUGCCUUCUCUCGACAUUUACCCUGGAUUGCAACUAUCUCUCUCUCAUCACCUAUUCUGUGGAUAACCUGAACUUUACCAUCGCAAGACUCCAAGCAUUGUUUCCCUCGAGCUCAGUAGUUUGGGAGUUAUAUUUACACACAUUUAUACACAUAACACUUAACUUUUGUUUAAAUUGUUUGUUACAAUUUUAUAAGUAGUUACAAAUAAAGACAGUGGUUUUGACAUCAAAAGACUCCAGGUGUAGUCUAUUGUUGCUGGUUUGUGUCUAAAGCAUUAUGGUUCAUAACAAAAUUGGGGCCUGCGUCUGGGAUAUGAACAAAUUUGCAGGGCUUAUUGAUCAAAUAAUUAUCAAUCUGAUUGGGGAAAAUCCCUUUUGAUUUAUUUGUGUGUGGAAAUCAGCAGCAAUGGAUAUUUAUAUAUGUGUGGAAGCGCCAACCCCUGAGGCAUUAGGAAAAGCUAAAACAAAUGAAUUGCUGACUAUUGAACCUCAAUGAGGUAUGGGGGUGUGAAGGACCAGGGGAAGCAUAAAACUGGGAGAGCAGGUACAGGUGAAAAAAAUAGGAGUUUUGUUACCCAAAAUGUUUAUAAACUCAACAGAACUGUUCUACAGUCCAAACUUUAAUCAGCGAAACAGAACAAAACUGGGUUACAACAACAUAGAGAAAUACUCCUCUGACCAAGAGACACCACUCAGCUCCUGGCUGUGGGCUUAUAUUGGAUGCUGGCCAUUCAAUAGUAAGUUGCAUGGGAGAGAAAACAUUCCUCUCCUUAAAAAGAUAUGGCAUAAAUGAAGUAGCUCCAGAGAACAUUCCCCUGGCUGUAGUAGAAUGGCACAAUCCAAUUAUCCAGCCCCAUCUACUUAGGCUGGUGUAACGCAACAGCUCAGCCGUUUACCAGAUCAUCAGGAGGAUGGUCGGCUCCAGGACACUUUAAUAUGUCCGGUUGAUGGUGCGGCUGGGAAUUGCAGCCUCCAUAGGGGGGCUAUGAGAAAGCCAGAAAUUCAGAGGAAAAUAGUUGAGCACAAUAUAUCUAUGAAGGUGUAUGAUAAGGAGGUGUUACACAGGUUUUCUGUGAGUAAAGAGGAGAUCCAGUUAUGACUGGAACAAAUGAAGAUUGAUGUACUUAAAUUAGAGGCUGAAGAGAAUGAGAGAAAGAGGGUGUUUGAUGAUUGACAGGCAUACGAACAGAUGGAAGAAGCAUAAAAAAAGGAGUUCUGAAGCUGAGGAAGCAGAAAAACAGAGGGAAGAAGGAGAAAGACAGAGGCAGUUUGUGAUAGAGAAGUUAAGGCUCGAGAAAGAAGUUGCUGGCUCAAAGGAGUUGGUUGUACCGUUUAAUGCCAGCCAGAAAGUUAAAUUGGUCCCUCCAUUUGAUGAGACUGAGGUUGGUAAAUACUUCCAGCAUUUUGAUAAAGCGGCUCAAAGUCAAAAGUGGCCGAAAGGAAGCUGGACUCUUUAGUUACAAAGUAUAAUUAAGGGUAAGGCUCAACAAGCUCAUUCUGCCCUAUCAAUUGAAAAUGCAGCUAAUUAUGACUUAGUGAAACAGGCUGUGCUCAAAGCUUAUGAGUUGGUCCCAGAAUCAUACAGGCAAAAGUUUAGAAAUUUGAGGAAAUCUGUGAAUCAGACUUAUAUGGAAUUUGCUUAUUAGUAGUUGUGUGUUUUGACCACUGGUGCACAUAUAAAAAUAUAAAUGAUGAUUUUUACAGAUAGAAAGAUUUGGUUUUAAUUGAAGAAUUCAAAAGGUGUGUUUAUGAAGACAUAAAGACAUACUUAGAUGAAAAGGAUGCUGCCACUUUACGGGAGUCUGCUAGAUUAGCAGAUUAGUUUGCUUUAACUCAUAAGGUUAAGUUUACCCCAAAUAAGAUCUUCCAAAAGAGUAGCAGGGAUCAGCAGGGUAAACCAGAAAUUAAAGCUGGGACUAGUGACAAGAGUAAGGAUGAAGGGAAGCAGUUGAAGGAGAAAUAUUCUGGUCUUUCUUGUUACUAUUGUAACAAAGCUGGUCAUAUGAUGGCUGAUUGUUCCAUCCUGAAGAAGAGAAAGGAACAGGAGGCAGUCCCAAAUGACUCUGUUCAGUAUGUUGAAGCACCUAUAAACCCACAGGGUUCUGAACAUUCUGUUGAAGCUCAGUUAAAGACUGAGAGGUCUGACCGAGUUAAGAAGGGAUUCGAUCACUUUAUGUCAGAUGUGUUUGUAUUAGUAAAGGAAGUUUCAACCCCGUUACCAGUGAAAAUCCUUCGAGAUACUGGGGCUUCUCAGUCACUUUUAUUAGACAGCGUUCUAAAGUUUGGUGGUGAGACUGACACUUGUGAACUAAAUCUUAUUAAAGGCAUUGGGGGUGGCAUGGUUUCUGUGCCAUGGCACAAGAUAACUUUACAGUCAAGGUUGGUUUCGGGACCUGUUAAAAUCGGAUUAUGCUCCAGUUUACCAGUGAAAGAUUACUAUUAGGGAAUGACCUGGCAGAUGGUAAAGUUGUUCCUGCAGUGCUGUUGAAAACUAAGCCAACCACUGACGACCCACGGAUGGAUUUUAACAUUUAUCCUUCCUGUGCAGGAACUCGAAGUAUGGCUAAAAAGUCUGCCGACGCAGACGGUUAUGUGCAGCAUGAUUCUCAUACCCAUGAUAGCCAAAAUCGGGAUUCCGGUUCUGAUGAUGUGUCAGGGACUUUUCUGCCUUCAUUGUUUCAACAGGAUUAUGGUAGUAAGUCUGAUGAGAAAGAUUUAUCCCUGUCUAGGAAGGAGUUUAUAGCAGAACAGAACCGAGACCCUGAGAUUGAAGCUUUAAAAGAAACAGCUCUCUCAGAUGAUGAGAUUAGGAAAGUGCCAGUAGGGUAUUAUUCCAAGGAUGGAGUGUUAAUGAGGAAGUGGAGGCCACCUGCUAUACCAGCGAGUGAGAAAUGGGCAGUUGUUCACCAAGUUGUAGUUCCUAAAGUUUAUAGGGCUGAUUUUUUAAUUUUGGCCCACAGUAUGCCUUUAGGUCGACAUUUUGGAGUGAAUAAAACUAAACAGGAUUAUGUAAAAAUUUUACUGGCCUAAGUUCAGGAAAGAUAUUGUGACCUUUUGCAGAACCUGUCACACUUGUCAAGUUGCGGGUAAACCUAAUCAGGUCAUCCCAGUGGUCCCACCGUGGUCUAUACCUGCAUUCAGUGAACCCUUUUCUAAAGUUAUCGUGGAUUGAGUUUGCCCAUUGCCAAAGUCUAAAGCUGGCCAUCAGUAUUUGCUAAUUAUUAUGCGUACUGCAUCCAGAUUCCCAGAGGCAAUACCUCUCAGAAAUAUUAAUGUUAAAACUGUGGCGAAGGCUGUUACCAAGUUUUUUUACUUUAUUUGGUUUGCCUAAAGAAAUCCAGUCUGAUCAAGGAAGUAAUUUUACAUCUGUAUUAUUCCAGCAGGUAGUUUAUGAACUGGGAGCUAAACAAAUUAAAUUAUCCGCGUACCAUCCUGAAUUACAAUGGGCUCUAGAAAGAUUUGAUAUUCUACCCUCAAAACAAUGAUUCAGACAUACUGUGUACUACACAAUCUUUCUCACUCGCUCCGUGCCUUGUAAAGGCUUGAUAAAGACAUCAUUGAUGCACGCACGCACACGCCAACAAAAGACAUACUGUGUUGAAAAUGGAAAAGACUAGGAUGAAGGAAUAUAUUUGCUUUUGUUCGCAGUAAGAGAGUCGGUACAGGAAUCACUGGGCUUUAGUCCAUUUGAACUUGUAUUUGGUCAUAGAGUGAGGGGACUUUUGACCUUGGUAAAGGGACAGUGGAUUGAUGGCGAUGUACAUGUUAACUUGUUAGACUAUGUUUUGAAGUUCAAAAAUAAACUACACCACGCCUGUACUCUAGCAAGACUAAACUUAAAGAUUUCUCAAAACAAAAUUAAGUGUUGGUUUGAUAAGCGGGCUUGCGAAAGAAAAUACCAUUUGGGGAAUAAGGUGCUUACCUAUUUCCAAUGUUGACGAAUCCACCUCAGGCGAAAUUCAACAGACUGUAUGAAAUAGUCUCUCAAAUUAAUAAUGUGAAUUAUGUUAUCAAAACACCCGACUGAUGUAAACUAACACAGGUUGUACACAUAAAUAUGAUAAAGCCUUAUUUUGACAAACAGGCACCGU